CCGCUCCGGUCUGACGGCUUCUCAGUCAGUCAGAGCGCGCGGAGCAGAGUAGCGGGCGCACCGUGACAACAACGACCUUGAGACACACAGGGGCUUCAUGGGGCUGUAAGGUCUGAACCUGAACAGGGAACCCUCCCCACACCCGCGGGACAGUUUGAUCUUCCAGUACUCUCUCCUCCUCGGACAUGGAGACUCCCUUUUGCUGUUGGCUGCUCUUCACAGCGCAGCUGCUUCUCGGCUGCCAACAAGUUGAGAUGUACUCGUACAGAAAUCAACGCAAGUUCGCAGAAGACAUGGACUGGUCGUAUGCUGGGACAUUAAACCAGAACAACUGGGCUAAGAAGUUCCCAUCUUGCAGCAAUGCCAAGCAGUCUCCCAUCAACAUGGAUGAGAGCCUGAGCCAGGUGAAGCAGCAGUUCCAGAUGCUGGAGCUGGACGGCUGGGAGGGCCUGACGGGAGACCGCACCAUCAUCAAGAAUGAUGGGAAGACAGUGGCAAUAAACGUGGAUGGGGACUUUUAUCUGAGUGGAGGGGGUCUCAGGUCAAAGUUUAAGGUGGGACGCAUCACAUUCCACUGGGGGCGCUGCAACACCUCCUCUGAGGGCUCAGAACACAGUCUGGAUGGAGUCAAGUACCCUCUUGAGAUGCAGAUCUACUCUUAUGAUGAAACCCAAUUCCGCUCCUUAGAUGAAUCCAUCAAGACCAGAGGUAGAAUCACAGCGCUCGCCGUUCUGAUCGAGACGAAACCAGAGGACAACAUGAACUUUGCUGCCAUCAUUGAUGGUGUCCUGAGCGUGAGCAGAUAUGGAAAAAGUGCAGAGAUGUCACCCUUCUCGCUUCAAGGCCUCUUGCCAAACUCCACAGAAAAGUACUUCACCUACAAUGGCUCCCUGACCACCCCGCCCUGCUUGGACACAGUGGAGUGGAUAGUCUUCAAGAAUGCGGUGGCCAUCUCUGAGCAGCAGCUGGAGGUCUUCUGUGAGGUGAUGACCAUGCAGCAGGCCGGCUACGUCAUGCUAAUGGACUACCUGCAGAACAACUACAGAGAACAGCAGGAGCAGUUUGUGGGUCAGGUGUUCUCCUCGUACACAGGGGUGGAGGAGAUCUCCACACCAGUCUGCAGCUCUGAGCCAGAGAACCUACAGGCAACGCCGUACAACAGCAGCAGCGUGCUGGUGACCUGGGAGCGGCCUCGUGCCGUGUACGACUCCAGCAUCAACACGUACUCCGUCACUUACAGACUGGCAGAUGAAGAAGACGCUGAGAUGUUCAGAUACAUGACUGAUGGCGAUCAGGAUGUGGGGGCGAUUCUGGAUGAUCUGGUAGCCAACAGAAGCUACAAUGUUCAGGUGAUGGCCAUCUGCUCCAACGGCCAGAAGGGGCGAGUGAGCGACCUACUGAAGGUCGUGGCGCCCCUGGAUGUUCCGGGAAACUCUCUGGAGCUAGAGUUCGAUGAGUAUGGGGAGGACGUCUUAAAAUCUGAGCUGUCCUGGAAUGAGCUUCACCAAACCAAGACUGAUGGUUUGCUUUGGGGGCCUUCAAUCGCAUUGAUGACGACCACUGCGGUUCCUGAAGAGGAUGUCACAGCUGCUGCUGCAGAGGCAGAUCCAGAAAGCACCGCAGAUUCAGGUCAAACUUCAAAGGACAUGCCCCACCGCAGUUCUUCCUCAGGACCACCAGAGAGUUCCACUCCUUCGUAUGCAAAAACACUUGGCGUAACACCGGAGGACUCCUCUGAUGGAGGAACCCUGACCGUCCCAAGCUCCGCUGAUCACCUGAUCACCAUGCCCCAUGCAGGAGCUGGCAGCACCUUCCCACCACCAUUUAUCCAGGGAUAUACUGAUGGAGAUCUGGCCUCCAGAGCCAGAGGCCUUCCAGACAGCACACCUGAACCCACAGAGGCCCCACCUCCUUCUUCAAGAACAAGAACUUCCAGCACGCUCCUAGUGUCUGCUCCUGACUCUGUCUUGUUGAGAGGUGUUCUCUUGCAGCCGACACAGCUGCCAUCCAACGGUGAGCCAAGCUCUGUAUUUACCCCGUCCUCCUCUUUUACCCCUCCCCUUCUGGAUCCAAGCUCCACCCUCUCCACCCGCUUGCUUGACCCUUCCACGCUGUGGGCUGUGUUUUCUGCCUCUCCACUGGACUCCCAGCAUGCUGCUUCUGCACACCUCCCUAGCAAAGACCUGGCUUCUCCUUCAGCCCCCACCCUGUCUGCCUCCCUAACCCCACCCCACCCCACUGACUUUGCGCACACCAGUGUUAGUAGUGAUGAUAGCAGCGGCGAUAAUGUGCAGUCUUGGUCCUCAAGUGGUCCCUCCGUUUUUGGUCCCACUCCCCCUUUGGAAGCAGUGCUCGAACUGUCCAGCACCCUGUCUGCUGAGUCCCUCUGGGACGUGUCCCUGUUAGGCCUCUCUCUGUCCCUCCAGCCAUCAGUCACGUUGUCUGGGGAGUUGAGUGCUUCUGGUGUGACUGCCAGUUUGUCCAGAUCAGUGCUGGGGCAGUCAGAGGACCCCAAGUAUGCUACAGGAAGCAAAAUAGAGUCAAUUUUCCCUGGGGUGGUCAGUGACGGCUUAGUUUUAGCAAGCGACGAGGACGUUCUGUGCAGCUGCUCCAUGGAACUGUACGCCUCCUCCUCCUGGUUUCAGGCCUCCUCUCAUGAACCUCUUUCAACAUCUGCAUGGGGUUCUUCUACCUUAGGGCUUUUCUCUGGUACUGCCCCCCUCUCGGCCUCUGGUGUGGGUAUGGACGCUUCUCUGUCUGCGGUGGGCUCUGGUGGUCCGCCUACAGGCCAGACGCCGCUCUUCCAUACUGCUGUUUCUCCCUCUCCGUCCUCCCAGUUUCUCCCUGCCUCCCACAGUGACCCACCAUUUUCUGUUACAGCUUCAGCCACAGUGGACUCUUGGUUCUUGGCGUCAAAGGAGAACGCUGCCAUCCAAACCCCCCUCCCCCCGUCCUCCCCCUCUGCUUCCCUGUUAGAUCCCGCCACAGAAGGACAUGUGUUGGACUCCAGCAGCAGUGCCUCUGGCUCUGCCCAGGAAUCCCAGGAGGGCAUAGAUCAGGAGUGGGACAGGGUUCAGAUCUCUGCUUCUGGGGAGGCUCUGCUCGAUUAUUCACCCCAGGUCUUUAGCACCACCCCUCCCUCCCUGGAACUUGAUCAGACACCAGAUGAUCUGGAAGAACACUCCUCAGCGUUUUACUUUGACAGUGGAAGCGGCAGCGCCUUCACAGUGGAAGUAGGGGGCACUGUGCGUCUAUCGGGUUCAAAGGUGACCCCAGCCCCGCCCUGGUCUGGGGGGCUGUCAGACGGAAGCGGCUCAGGGCAGGGCGACAGCCUCUAUGACAAUGAGACGUCUUCUGACUUCAGUAUCUCUGAACACACAGAAAGAGAGUUGGAGGAUGAAGAGCCAGCAGCAGAUGUUAGCAACAGUAGCCAUGAAUCCAGGGUGGGCUCCAUCAGCGAAGGUCAGAGGAAGGCUGUGCUGCCUCUGGCUGUCAUCUCCACCCUCACCGCGCUCGGUCUGAUCGUCCUCAUUGGAAUUCUGGUCUACUGGAGAGUGUGUUUUCAGACGGCGCACUUCUACAUCAAUGACACCUCAUCUGCCAGAGUCAUCAUUGCACAGCCGUCUGCUGCACCACAGGAUGAAGAGCAAACAGCGUUUCCUCUGAAGGACUUUGUUGAACAUGUGGCUGAUCUUCACAGCAGUCAAGGCUUCCAGCGAGAGUUUGAGAUGCUGAAGGAGAGUUACGAGGAGGUGCAGGAAUGCACAGUAGACAUGGAAAUGACGAUGGACAGUGCCAACCAUCCUGACAAUAAAGUCAAGAACAGAUACAGCAACAUCCUGGCCUAUGACCACAGCCGAGUACGGCUGCAGGCUCAUAAAGAUGGAAAGACAACAGACUACAUUAACGCCAACUUUGUGGAUGGUUUUCAGAAACCAGGUGCAUACAUUGCUGCUCAGGGACCAGUGAAGUCCACUACAGAAGACUUCUGGAGAAUGAUCUGGGAGAAAGACGUGCGCACCAUCGUUAUGAUCACAAACCUGGUGGAGAAAGGACGAAGGAAGUGUGAUCAGUACUGGCCUCUGGAGUUACAGGAGGAUUAUGGCAAUUUGUUGGUGACACUGAAGAGCAGCAAAGCCUUGGCCUUCUACACUGUGAGGACCUUCUCAGUGUGGGACACCCUAGGCAAAAAGGUCUCUCAGAAGGGGCGUGGCAAGGAACGAACAAUAACACAGUACCAUUACACCCAGUGGCCAGACAUGGGUGUCCCAGAAUUCACUCUGCCAAUCCUCAGCUUCAUCCGUAAGUCCUCUAGAGCAGGGCAGGAGGGACCGGGUCCCAUGCUGGUGCAUUGCAGCGCUGGGGUAGGCCGCACAGGAACGUACAUCGCUCUGGACAGCAUGCUAAAGCAGAUCCAGGAGGAAGGCAAAGUCAACAUCACAGGCUUCCUCAAGCAUAUCCGCACUCAACGAAACUACCUGGUUCAGACCAAGGAACAAUACAUCUUUAUCCAUGACACCCUGGUGGAAGCCAUCUUGUCUGGAGAGACAGAGGUGGCUGCAGCUCACCUGCACAGGUACGUCGGAGAACUGCUCACCCCAGGACCUUCUGGGAAGACAGGUCUGGACAAACAGUUUGAGCUACUCUGUCAGCCUGUGGUUCAGCAGAGGGAUCCUUCUUCAGCUCUGCAGGAGUCCAGCAGGAACAGGAGCAGUUCAGUCCUACCAGUAGAGAGGUCAAGAGUGUGUCUCUCCACUGCAGCUGGAGAAACCUCAGACUACAUAAAUGCAUCAUACAUUUCUGGUUACAGGUCGAGAAAUGAGUUCAUAAUUACCCAGCACCCUUUGCCAAGCACCAUCAGGGACUUCUGGAGGAUGGUGUGGGAACAUAAUGCUCCAGUCAUUGUGUCUCUGCCCGGGCCAAAGGCAGAAGAGCUUUGUGCCUUCUGGCCCCAUAAAGGUCAACCUUAUAACUACGGAGUGUUCACUGUGUCUCACAAGAGUGAGAAUCAUGUCUGUUUGUCCAAUGAGGACAUUCUGGUGGUCCAGGACUACAUGCUGGAAGCCACACAGGACGACUAUGUUCUGGAAGUAAGACAUUACCAGGCUGCCUGCUGGCCAAACCCAAACACUUCCAUCAGCCAGACUUUUGAGGUCCUCCGGCUGGUGAAAGAGGAAAACUCUUUAAAGGACGGUCCGAUCAUUGUCCACGAUGAUGUGGGUGGGGUCACAGCAGGAACGUUCUGCGCUCUGUCCUCUCUGAUGCAUCAGCUGGAGGUUGACGAUUCAGUUGAUGUGUUCCAAGUGGCCAAAAUGAUCAACCUCAUGAGACCAGGAGUCUUCAGCAACAUCGACCAGUUCCAGUUUCUGUACAAAGCCAUGCUCAGCCUCAUUGGUACUCAAGAAGACCAGAAGACCUUCCAGUCCUCCAACAGCAAUGGCACCAUUGUGGUGGGCGCUGCCAGCACUGCUGAAAGCCUUGAGUCUCUUGUGUAGCUGCCAGUCUUGAAAACAACUGACCCUCACAAACUUAAAUUCCUUGUUUUUCCAGCACAGCUCUGCCUCGUGAUGGCAGAGCUGUGCUGCGGUCUCUGUGCAGAAGUCCUGCCUCUGGAUUCUGGAUAGGGAGGGGCAUUCAUCUCUCCUCUUUGCUGAAUUUGGACUCUGUAUUUUUCAAAUUUUGUGCCUUCUGUAUGUUUGAUGCUUUCCUUCUAACUCUGAAACGGGCCCUAGAUUAACGUCAGCAGCCUUUAGCUAUGUUUGGAUGGAAAUAUUUCUUCCUAAAAUCCUUUAUUUAUUGGGAAGAAGAGAAACGCUGCAUCUUUUUGCAUAAAUACUUUGUUAGUUUGUCUUUUAUAGAGCUUUUGCACUGAACUUGAUGAAAACCAUAUAACCAUUGUAGGAGCUAAUAAUAAUAUUGUAAUGUAAAUAAUAUUAUGGUAAUCACCUCAAUGGACCAAAUUUAUAUUUAUCAUUUAGAUUUUUAUAUUUGAGGUAUUUUUAGUGCAUAACGAUUUGAGUCUGCUUAGCUGGGAAGCUUCUCUAACCUGUUCUAUAACAGACUAAAGUGAUGCUCGGUUUGAUAUGUAGCUGCCUGUAAAACCAGGUGGAUUAAAUCUGUGACAGAGCACCAGAGGGGAGCUGCUCCUUUGAUUCCCCAACUGUAAGCAAGAUGCCCACUGAGGCUCUGGACCCUUGGGCCCAAAGGGGCCAGCACUUCCACUGUGAGGUAUGUUUAAAAGAGAAACGCACUGGAGCCGGGUCAAUUCACAAAGAAACACUUAAUUAAGUCAAUCUCCAUUCCUUCCCAUGUAAAACAGCAGGAAUUAACAUUCGUACAGUUGGAAUCAAAAAAUUCAGUUUUGUGCUUAGAUUGAAUAUCUUAGAGGAAAUUUUUUAUGAACAUCAGAACUUUUUUACGUAUUUUGAAAAAGCUUUGAAAAGUAAUUUCACUGAUGGGGGUCAUCUCUAUAACAGCCUUACUUUGCUUAUUCCAACAGCUGUUUGCCCUGCCUAGUUGUCCAUUUUUGAAAAGGCAGGGUUUGACCAUUGACUGUUUAUGAGAACUGGGCUGAGUGACCCCUCCCCCCUGGCAUUCGAAACAAUAAGUACCACUGGUUUUAUAUGGAAGCGAUUGUGUAAAUAAAUAAAAAUAAAAGUCAAAACCAGAAAUGCUUUUUCAUUUUCAAAAUGAAGCUGCAUUUUUGACUCAAAGUU
Oryzias latipes (Japanese medaka) is the source of this 6716-nucleotide messenger RNA. It is a transcript of the gene ptprz1a, whose product is annotated as protein tyrosine phosphatase receptor type Z1a. Gene Ontology annotation, biological process: peptidyl-tyrosine dephosphorylation. Lineage: Eukaryota; Metazoa; Chordata; Actinopteri; Beloniformes; Adrianichthyidae. The record is from RefSeq and is a predicted model, not a curated record. Gene Ontology annotation, molecular function: protein binding; protein tyrosine phosphatase activity.